AGGAAAUGUUUUCCACGGAAAUCAGCUCUUGUUGCACAUCAGAGAAGUCACACAGGUGAGAAGCCGUUUUCCUGUUCUGAGUGUAGGAAAUGUUUUGCACGGAAAUCAGAUCUUGUUACACAUCAGAGAAGUCACACAGGUGAGAAACCGUUUUCCUGUUCUGAGUGUGGGAAAUGUUUCGCAUUUAAAUCAGUUCUUGUUAGACAUCAGAGAAGUCACACAGGUGAGAAGCCGUAUUCCUGUUCUGAGUGUGGGAAAUGUUUUGCAUUCAAAUCACAUUUUGAUAUUCAUCAGCAUACUCACACAGAUGAGAAGCCGUAUUCCUGUUCUGAGUGUAGGAAAUGUUUUGCACGGAAAUCAGAUCUUGUUACACAUCAGAGAAGUCACACAGGUGAGAAGCCAUUUCCAUGUUCUGAGUGUGGGAAAUGUUUUACACUGAAAUCAAAUCUUGUUACACAUCAGAGAACUCACACAGGUGAGAAGCCAUUUUCCUGUUCUGAAUGUGGUAAAUGUUUUACACAGAGCUCAAAUAUGAUUAAACAUCAGAGAACUCAUACAGGCGAGAAGCCAUUUUCCUGUUCUGAGUGUGGGAAAUGUUUUUUAAGUAAAUCGAAUCUUAUUACACAUCAGGGUACUCACACAGGUGAGAAUCCAUUUCCAUGUUCUGAGUGUGGGAAAUGUUUUUUAAGUAAAGCACAUCUAGUUUCACAUCAGAGAACUCACACAGGUGAGAAGCCAUUUUCCUGUUCUGAGUGUGGGAAAUGUUUUUUAAGAAAAUCAAAUCUUAUUACACAUCUGAGAAGUCACACAGGUGAGAAGCCAUUUUCCUGUUCUGAGUGUGGAAAAUGUUUUUUAAGAAAAUCGGAUCUUAUUACACAUCAGAGAAGUCACACAGGUGAGAAGCCAUUUUCCUGUUCUGAAUGUGGGAAAUGUUUUUUAAGUAAAUCAAAUCUUAUUGCACAUCAGAGAAGUCACACAGGUGAGAAUCCAUUUCCAUGUUCUGAGUGUGGGAAAUCUUUUUUAUGUAAAGCACAUCUAGUUUCACAUCAGAGAAGUCACACAGGUGAGAAGCCAUUUUCCUGUUCUGAGUGUGGGAAAUGUUUUAUAAGUAAAUCAAAUCUUAUUACACAUCAGAGAAGUCACACAGGUGAGAAGCCAUUUCCAUGUUCUGAGUGUGGGAAAUGUUUUUUAAGAAAAGCACAUCUAGUUUCACAUCAGAGAACACACACAGGUGAGAAGCCAUUUUCCUGUUCUGAGUGUGGGAAAUGUUUUAUAAGUAAAUCAAAUCUUAUUACACAUCAGAGAAGUCACACAGGUGAGAAACCAUUUCCAUGUUCUGAGUGUGGGAAAGGUUUUUUAAUUAAAGCACAUCUUGUUAGACAUCAGAGAACUCACACAGUUGGGAAGCCGUCCCAUUCCCUGAGUGUGGGAAAUAAAUCAGCUCUUGUUGAACACAGACAUUAUCCAAGUGAGGAACCAUUUUAAUCUUCUGGAGUAUAAUCAUCAUUGCCAUGCAUUGUUCCUCAAGGUUCUGUCCUAUCUCCGAUACUUCUUGCAAUCUACCACUGGGUGAAAUAAUCAGACGUCAUGACCUGGCCUACCACUGCUAUGCAGAUGACUUAUCUUCUGCUCCAUGUACUGAGCACCCAACACCAAUCCUAAAUGGGAUGGUGAUGAUAUCCCGUUGGACAGAAUGCUGGCUGUCAAUA
Molecule: messenger RNA, 1709 nt
Organism: Pseudophryne corroboree (corroboree frog)
Lineage: Eukaryota; Metazoa; Chordata; Amphibia; Anura; Myobatrachidae
Product: oocyte zinc finger protein XlCOF7.1-like
Exons: 2
Source: RefSeq, a predicted model, not a curated record